Molecule: messenger RNA, 816 nt
Organism: Aureococcus anophagefferens
Lineage: Eukaryota; Pelagophyceae; Pelagomonadales; Pelagomonadaceae
Exons: 1
Coding region: 1-816 (271 amino acids)
Molecular function (GO): oxidoreductase activity, acting on the CH-OH group of donors, NAD or NADP as acceptor
Source: RefSeq, a predicted model, not a curated record
AUGGCCACGAUCCCGCCGGGCGCCACGGUCGCGGUCACGGGCGCGUCGGGCUUCAUCGGCAGCCACGUCGUCGAGGCUUGCCUCAAGGCGGGCUACGUCGUCCGCGCCUGCGUCCGCGACCCGUCGAACGAGGCCAAGGUCGCGCACCUCGAAGCGCUCGCGGCCAAGCACGGCGGCGCGGUCGAGCUCGCGCGCGGCGACCUGCUCGAGGCCGGGUCCUUCGACGCCGCGUUCGACGGCGCCGCGGCCGUCGUCCACGUCGCGGCCGUCGUCGAGAUCCUCAAGGUCUCGGACCCCGUGCGCGACAUCGUCGACCCGUCCCUCGAGGGCUGCCGCAACGUCCUGGCGAGCGUCGAGAAGCACCUGGCGACGAUCAAGAAAUUCGUCCACACGUCCUCGUGCAUCGCCGUCGCGGCCGUCGACUCGAAGGGCGGCGGCGCGACGUACGACGAGGCCGACUUCAACGGCUGGUCCACGGUGGAGACGGACCCCUACGGCUUCGCCAAGUCCUCCGCGGAGGCGCUGGUCCGGGAGGCGUGCGAGACGAUGGCGCUGCCGCUCGCGACGUUGAACCCGGGCGUGACGCUCGGGCCGUGCUUCACGAAGCAGCACACGAAGGCGUCGACGGUGCUGCUCCGCGAGCUGCUCUACGGCAACAAGAUGCUCAACUACAACUGCUGCUUCGUCGACGUCCGCGACGUCGGCGCGGCGCACGCGCGGCGAGAUGCGGCGUCGAUGAUUAGAAUCAAUAGGUCAAGUCUGAGCCUUUUUGGCCGUGACGACUUCAUUUAUAGUAGACAUGAGACACGGUUGUGA